AUGCCCAGGCUAAACCAGGCUAAACCAGAACCGCUCAGGCUGGUGGGAGGGGCCAGUCGCUGCGCCGGGACAGUGGAGGUCAGACUCAGAGGAGAGUGGAGACGAGUGAUGAAGGCUUAUAGAGAAGUCUGGACCAAGAAGCACUCAGCUGCUGUGUGCAGAGACCUGGACUGUGGGUCUGCUGUUUCUGGACGUCACAGAGAUGGUUUUCCACACAGUCGUGUGUGGAGGAUCUCAGCUGUCGGCAUGAAGAGGAGGAAGACUAAAGUGAGAGAAUGUGUUUAUGACUACACUUACUCCUCCUCGUAUGGUGUGGAGGUGAUGUGUUCAGACUUACUGAACCGUCCAGUCCUGUCCCUCUUUGUGACUGUGGGGGCCUCCCAGGUCCAGGACUCCCAGGUCCAGGACUCCCAGGUCCAGGACUCCCAGGUCCAGGACUCCCAGGUCCAGGUCUCCCAGGUCCAGGACUCCCAGGUCCAGGACUCCCAGGUCCAGGACUCCCAGGUCCAGGUCUCCCAGGUCCAGGUCUCCCAGGUCCAGGACUCCCAGGUCCAGGACUCCCAGGUCCAGGACUCCCAGGUCGGGGUGCAGGUGGUGCGUGUGCAGUUGGGGUCUCAGUUCUCGGUCCAGUGCUCGGUGAAGCCUCAGUUCCCAGGAGGCUCCUUCCAGCUGCUCUCUCCCUCUGGGAACCACACCCUGCCUGCUGUCAAUCACUCUGCACACUUCCUGUUCAAUCACACUGGCCCCGCCCACAAAGGAGACUACACCUGUGUUUACCACCUACAGGUGUUCAACCACAGCUUCACCUCCGAGAGCGAGAGACUGGAGCUGAGGCUGGGAGUUCAAAGGUUUAACCCGAUCAUCAGAGUCCUGAUUAUUCUACUGAUGACUCUCCUGUUCAUCCUGCCACUCUGCUACUACUGCUACAAGAAGAGGAAAGAGGAGGCGACGGACCAGGAGAGGAGAGAGGAGGAGACGGACCAGGAGAGGAGAGAGGAGGAGACGGACCAGGAGGAGAGGAGAGAGGAGGAGACGGACCAGAAGAGGAGAGAGGAGGAGACGGACCAGGAGAGGAGAGAGGAGGAGACGGACCAGAAGAGGAGAGAGGAGGAGACGGACCAGAAGAGGAGAGAGGAGGAGACGGACCAGAAGAGGAGAGAGGAGGAGACGGACCAGGAGAGGAGAGAGGAGGAGACGGACCAGGAGAGGAGAGAGGAGGAGACGGACCAGGAGAGGAGAGAGGAGGAGACGGACCAGGAGAGGAGAGAGGAGGAGACGGACCAGGAGAGGAGAGAGGAGGAGACGGACCAGAAGAGGAGAGAGGAGGAGACGGACCAGAAGAGGAGAGAGGAGGAGACGGACCAGAAGAGGAGAGAGGAGGAGACGGACCAGGAGAGGAGAGAGGAGGAGACGGACCAGGAGAGGAGAGAGGAGGAGACGGACCAGGAGAGGAGAGAGGAGGAGACUGACCAGGAGAGGAGAGAGGAGGAGAUGGACCAGGAGGAGAGGAGAGAGGAGGAGACGGACCAGGAGAGGAGAGAGGAGGAGACGGACCAGAAGAGGAGAGAGGAGGAGACGGACCAGGAGAGUAGAGAGGAGGAGAGGGAGCAGGAGAAAUGA
Molecule: messenger RNA, 1620 nt
Organism: Knipowitschia caucasica
Lineage: Eukaryota; Metazoa; Chordata; Actinopteri; Gobiiformes; Gobiidae
Source: the annotation of a GenBank genome assembly